UGACCCUUGCUGCUUGCUUUGCGCGUCGCUCCACCAAGCCACUGCGAACCGCUUGACGAGGGAGCCUAUUCGCUCCGGAAACUUGAAGAUCGCAGGCAUCCGCCAGAGCCAUCGACGCCGUCGAGUUCCAGAGUGUGCAGCACCACCAAGAUUUACACGAAAGAUGUCUCAGGUCCCGGCUAUGCCUAGGAACGUCAGUUCCGGGGGGCAGAGAGUCGUAACAGCGGUGCGCAGAGAAUUCGGCAUGCACGUGUACUUCAACGAACCAUUCAAUGCGGACCAGAAGGAUUUCAGAGUCGAGUUCAGCAGGAAAUUCGUGAAAAAUUCAAAGCUCACAAUCGUCGUUGAAGUUUUGGCUAACCGUUACAUGGAGAUAUGCUACGAGACCCUCGAGAACAGCGACAAGUACUUCUACUUGAGCCGCGAUCCGAUCGACGCCAAGCUCUAUGCGGGCACCAAGCUGUUGCAUCUCACCCACCACCACCGUCAGGACCUGCCCCUGUCGAACAACACGUUCGAUUCGGGCAAGCCCUUGGUCUUCCAGCUGGAAUGGAGGUCCGAUGACAAAAUCGAGUUCUACGUAGAAGGGAAGGCCUCCAUCACUGGCACCAAGCCAUCCGCCACCUCGCUCAAGGACUGUGCGCGCCUGGUAGCCGGCGAGCAGUUCGUAGGCGACACCAGCAAGGACUUGCGCGGCUUUAAAGUCUACGAAGUUCACCACACUUCCACACGAUGGCAGACCUUGUUUGAAGAGAACUACAGCUACACACUACCCGCACAGUACGCCCUGGCCGCCAAUGGCCUCAUACGGUUCUCCGGCAAAUGCAUUAUGCGCGAGCAUCGCACGGGAGAGAUCCUAGUGUAUUAUGACGGGCAAGGUUGCCGCUAAACUGCUGCGCCUUCAGAAGAACAAGGAUAUGACGGUCGUGAUCAAGUUGACUGCCACCGAAAUGAUCGUCUCGCUUAUCGGCGCACCCAUUCCGGCCGCACCGCUCACGGUAUCGGUGGAUCGAACCACUGGCGAGCCGAGCGUCAAGCCCAUCAGAGUUACCCGAAACCUGCAAACGCACAAUGUGGAAAUUAUCUCGGGCGUUUCUACAACCACGUGAGACGACAACUUUCGGGCCACUGGCGCACACCGCGACUGUUCCACAUUUUUCAGCGGUUCAAGAUGCUGCGUCUUCCCCGUAUACGGGCUUACGUUCAACCCUCGUGCCUCAGAGGAAGAGAACGGUGUUCAAUAAACGAU
This is a messenger RNA of Dermacentor silvarum, 1249 nucleotides long. RefSeq lists its product as uncharacterized. Lineage: Eukaryota; Metazoa; Arthropoda; Arachnida; Ixodida; Ixodidae. The record is from RefSeq and is a predicted model, not a curated record. The coding region runs from base 164 to 889 and encodes 241 amino acids. The transcript is spliced from 8 exons.